Messenger RNA from Mercurialis annua (annual mercury), 2070 nucleotides. RefSeq lists its product as uncharacterized. Lineage: Eukaryota; Viridiplantae; Streptophyta; Magnoliopsida; Malpighiales; Euphorbiaceae. The record is from RefSeq and is a predicted model, not a curated record. The transcript has 3 exons. Bases 289 to 1161 code for a protein of 290 amino acids.
GUGUUCGUGUGGUACUUGCAGUUGGCAUACGUAUCUUGUACAAUACAUCUUCAACAUAUCCACGCGCCGCCGCACGAUAAAAUUACCGCCAAAUACCAUCACUAAUAAAAGACACAACCCGCCAACUCCUUUUUCUCAUCUUCAUCCACCAGAACAUUUUCAUCAUUUGUAGAGUUAACUCAAGAUUUAUGAUUUCCUUAAACUCAAUUUCUGAAAAUAAGCAACAGUAAACCCCCCGGAAAAAACCUAGCUAUAUUCCAUCUCGUGACAUUUAUAAAAUCAAAUCCAAUGGCGAUUAUCAGCGACGCACUGCGACAAGCAUUCAUGCCGAAGCGCGAGUACGAGAGUCUUCGAGAAGAAGAUAAAGCAUGGAUCAAGCUUCAAAGACCAGUACUAGGGUUUAUUUUGUUCGCUAUUUGUUUCUUGAUUUUUGUAUGCACAAUUAUUAGCUUGAGGAUUGUGUUUCCUGGUGACAGUGGAAAGAGACCGUUCUGUAGUGAGCUUAGACUGCAGCCUUUGCAAAUAAAUUUGAAAGGCGGCGGCAGCGGUGGUGAUUCGGAUCUGGUGGCGGGUGCUUUUUAUCUUACGGAUCAAGAAACUGUUGAUUACUAUUGGAUGGUUGUUUUUAUUCCUUCUCUAGUCAUUUUCUUUGUCUCUGCUGCUUAUCUCUGUGCAGGGAUGACUGUUGCUUAUUCUGCUCCAGCAAGACAUGGAUGCUUGAUGGUGGUUGAAAAUAAUUACUGUGCUUCAAAAAGGGGUGGAGUUCGCUGUCUGUCCAUUUUGAACAUAGUCUUUGCAAUUAUAUUUGGUCUUCUCGGGCUGUUUCUAGGUUCAAGCCUCCUGACGCUAGGGAGUAGUUGUUCCUUACCUUUGUUUUGGUGCUACGAGAUUUCCGUAUGGGGGCUGGUUGUUUUAUAUGGCGGAACUGCUUUCUUUUUGAGAAGGAGAGCAGCUUCAGUUCUCGAUGAGAGUGAUUUUAGUGGCAGAAGCCUUGGCCUGGAAAUGUUAGAAGCCAACACUUUGCAAGUCACGCCAGAUAUGGAAAGGCGUGUUUCUGAUGGUUUUAGGGCAUGGAUGGGGUCGUCUGUCCUAUCUUCUGAUGAUGAAGAUGAACCCGACACUUACUCAGAAGCAUCUCAUAUGACCCCGGACUACUUCUAACAGGCAGAAAAUAUGAUAUUUCAAUCGAGUAAUAUAUUGUAGGAGGCAGAUUUUCACGGAGCUUUAUGCCGGAGAAUGAAUCCGAAUUUCGGAUUCUGAAAAGCCCGACCAAUACAAUUUUUGGUGAUUCUAAUAUUGGAUGCAGGAAGGAAUUUGGGGUUUGGAUGCAGUACAUUUCGUUGUAGAAAUGUCUGCUGCACUUCACCCUUUUUAGGUAGCACCUCCACAAUCAUAGCUUGUAAAUAUUUUAACAACAAUCUUAUCCUUGUUAAGAGUAACCCAAAGUGUGAAAAAGAAAACAGUUAUGAUCAGAAGUGAGCAGAAAUUUGGUUAAACCGAAUUAACUGAUAUAUUCAGUUAAUUUGACUUCAUAAUUCGGUUUUGGUUAAAUCGGUCGGUUGUUAAUCUAACCGAUCGUUUGCUCAACCCUAGUUAUAGUAGCUCAUGGCUCACCAGUGAUUGAGAGUUGGAUCCCAAUUGAAUCUCAUGUUUUGGCUCUAACAAACAAUGUUUGGGAAUGUCUCACCUCACCUCUGCUCAAACACACAGCACGUUCAACUUUGACUCUGGUUGUCUCAAUGCUAAUAUUUUUGGUUCCGGUUCGAUAUACACGAUAGCUGAGGUCCUUCUUGAGUAAUAGAAUUCUUUAGUUUUUGGCUACUCUUUGUUGAGGGUUUCUUUCCCCCUCAGUUUUGGAGGAUAGUGGCCGGUGGUACUACUGAGCGAAUACUCACCAGUCUUAUAUUCUUAAAAUCUGAUUAUGCCAAAUACUUGAAAAAUGCAGUUAUGACAUUUGCUGUGCUUCAUUUGAUUUGGCAUAUUAUUAAUAAUUUAUAGCUUUCUAACAAUUAAGAUUUAUGUUGUAAGUUCCAAGAAAAUGAGAUUCAAGUUAUAAUUUUCAUCAAUUCA